This is a messenger RNA of Dibothriocephalus latus, 588 nucleotides long. NCBI's taxonomy places the organism in Eukaryota, Metazoa, Platyhelminthes, Cestoda, Diphyllobothriidea, Diphyllobothriidae. The record is from the annotation of a GenBank genome assembly.
AUGCGCAGAAAUUCGUCCAGAAGUGGCCGAAAAAUGCCACCGAAACAGGACGCGUUGCCUGACAGUAAUCCCAUUACUCAAAUAAAGAUAGAAUUCAGCAGCAAACAGAGAAAAGAGCUGCGGCAAGCUUUUGAUUUGUUGGACGUUCAAGGCAAAGGCUCCAUUGACAUCGCAGACAUCCAGCUCCCCUUGAGGGCAUUGGGGUUCCAGCCAUCUCGGGAGGAAUUGCGCGUUCUUUGCUCAAAGUAUGAUCCGGAUAAGAAAGGUGCGAUCGACUUCAGUGGUUUCCUCGCUCUGCUUUCGAAUAAAAUGUUGGAAGACGAUACCAAGGAUGAGCUCGUAAGAGCUUUUCGUCUAUUCGACAUUAAAGAUCGCGGCUGCAUCACAUUCCAGAACCUGAAAAAGAUCACCAAGACUUUGGACGAAGACCUGCACGAUGAGGAAGUACAGGUAAAGGUCCUACUCAUUUGUCCGAAUUCGGUUUCUUUGGGCCGUAAGGGAAGGGCUAUUUCUAAGCUAGAAAUAGACAGUCAAAAGGAUUUACAAUUGUCAUUACUGAUAAAACACAUUUUUUACAGUCCACAUUAG